Ambispora gerdemannii is the source of this 993-nucleotide messenger RNA. The record is from the annotation of a GenBank genome assembly. Lineage: Eukaryota; Fungi; Glomeromycota; Glomeromycetes; Archaeosporales; Ambisporaceae.
AUGGAACAAACUAUUAUUCUGAAUAUCGGUGGUGUUAAAUAUGAAACUUUACGUUCAACAUUAACUGCUCACCCGGAUACCUUACUUGGUACGAUGUUUGCCGAAAGAAACAAACAUCUUCUAAAGCCAAAAAACGGGAACGAGUAUUUUAUCGAUCGUAACGGCCAUGUAUUCCAUUACAUCAUGGAAUACUAUCGUACGGGCGUAUUGAGCUGGCCAACUAGAGAUUCAGAAGACAAUAAAUGCACUAUCACACUACAAGCAUUCAACACCGAACUCGACUACUUCCAAAUAAAAGUAAAUCAAGAAGAUCAACGAGACAAGAACAUUAUCCUGCAACUCAGCAAAUCACUCGACUCGUUUGUAUUUUAUCUCGAAGAAAAUUUAAGUAAAUACAUGGAAAAUAUGGAGCCUGAGAUUUGGCUUAAAAUUACGCCAGAUGCGGAGCCGAAGUUUUGGACAAAAAAUUUAGGAUGGGUUCCGUCGCCAUUUACUACAUGCAAAUCUUUAACGUACCAAUUAAUGAAGAAAUUUUAUAAAGAGAUUUACGAGCACUUAACUACAACCUUUAAAGGAACAGAUAUUGAAAAGAAAUCCCAGAAUAAUGAUAAUCAUGUAGAGAUCAUAUUUACUCCGAAUGAGAAAGACUUAACCGCUGGUUACCUUAAGAAUGACUCGUACUGCACCAUUGCAACUAACAUUUUGCAAGCUACAUUUUGCCUCUUCCAACAAUUAUCUUGUCGGGUCUGGCGUGAGUCGCAUGAAGAAUGGAACAUUGAAUGUGUGGGUAAUACUGUCAAGCAUAGUUCUAGUCGAACGUAUUUGGAUACGGAACUAGCCCUCUCAUCGCGCUUUAUGACUCUGCCACUGGUCAGUCACAUGUCAAAAUUCUUUAUAAGUACGUUUGCCAACUCGAGACCUACCCAGGGAAUGCGGAUCGUGGUCAGCCUUUGUUUCAACAAGAUAACACAAGACCACACAUCUCUAAUGUAG